Messenger RNA from Pomacea canaliculata, 1982 nucleotides. RefSeq names its product mannose-P-dolichol utilization defect 1 protein-like. The transcript is spliced from 12 exons. NCBI's taxonomy places the organism in Eukaryota, Metazoa, Mollusca, Gastropoda, Architaenioglossa, Ampullariidae. Bases 21 to 1358 code for a protein of 445 amino acids. The record is from RefSeq and is a predicted model, not a curated record.
GAGCGUGCACUUCCGCAGCCAUGGCUCACUUGACGGGUGCAAUGCAUCUUCUCUGCAAUGUGUUGAGCACAGUGGUCGUAGUAUCAUGUCUUAUUUUGAAACUACCCCAGAUCAUUGCAGUAGUCGGUGAAAGAAGCACUAAAGGGAUCAGUAUCGCAAGUGUUCUUCUCGAACUGACCGAGUACUCCAUAAUGCUGACAUAUCACUUUGCCUUGACCUAUCCUUUACCGACAUAUCUUGAGUAUUACUUUCUUGUUCCACAAGAUCUUUUUCUUCUGGCUGCUAUUUUAUGGUAUGAAAGAAAGCUACAACUGAAAGUAUUAGCAGCAUUUGUGUUAUAUUGCAUUGUAGUUUAUGCAGUGGCGUUCAGAAUUGUUCCUGACAUUGUGCUUCAGUUACUGAUUACUUCUUCUACACCUCUCUCAGUAACCAGUAGGUUGCUACAAAUUUGUAAAGUGCUGAGACUUAAAGAUGCUGGAAAUAUCAGUGCUGUGACCUGGGCUAUUGCUACCUAUGGCACACUAAUAAGAAUCUUUACAGCAGCUGUUCAGACUGGGGAUGUUGCAGUCCUGCUUAACUUCUUUGUCGGCUUCUGCCUGAAUGCCUUAAUGGUUACGCUAAUCAUAUACUUCAGAGUCAAGAAACAUAAAAAGCAACCGAGGCUGCUUCUGGUUUCACUUUCUGAAGAGCGUGCACUUCCGCUGUUCAUACAAGCCAUGGCGCACUUGACGGGUGCAAUGCAACUUCUCUGCAAUGUGUUGAGCACAGUGGUCGUAGUAUCAUGUCUUAUUUUGAAACUACCCCAGAUCAUUGCAGUAGUCGGUGAAAGAAGCACUAAAGGGAUCAGUAUCGCAAGUGUUCUUCUCGAACUGACCGGGUACUCCAUAAUGCUGACAUAUCACUUUGCCUUGACCUAUCCUUUACUGACAUAUCUUGAGUAUUGCUUUCUUGUUCCACAAGAUCUUUUUCUUCUGGCUGCUAUUUUAUGGUAUGAAAGAAAGCUACAACUGAAAGUAUUAGCAGCAUUUGUGUUAUAUUGCAUUGUAGUUUAUGCAGUGGCGUUCAGAAUUGUUCCUGACAUUGUGCUUCAGUUACUGAUUACUUCUUCUACACCUCUCUCAGUAACCAGUAAGCUGCUACAAAUUUUUAAAGUGCUGAGACUUAAAGAUGCUGGAAAUAUCAGUGCUGUGACCUGGGCUAUUGCUACCUAUGGCACACUAAUAAGAAGCUUUACAGCAGCUGUUCAGACUGGGGAUGUAGCAGUCCUGCUUAACUUCUUUGCCAGCUUCUGCCUGAAUGCCUUAAUGGUUACGCUAAUCAUAUACUUCAGAGUCAAGAAACAUAAAAAGCAAAACUAAAAAAAAAUGUUUGUCUAUCUUGUGAUGAUUUGUGUACAUCUAUUAUAUUAAAGAUCACACAUUAUCAAAAGAUAUGACAAGUAAUAGGUGACUGGUAAGUUAAGUGUUGCCUUUGCUUCCUCAGAAUAAGUUCUCAAGUGAUAACUUGGUGUAAGUAAUGCCUCACAGGAACUUGUAACAGCAGAGCACAAUAAAUAUUGACAAGUCUUUAAGAAACCUUUUGUUAUUGCCCAGUAAAAGCAAUCAGUAUUAUGCAAUAAAUACAAUGGGUUCAGUCUGUUGAGGUCGUCUUUACCUGCUACUGCUGGUAAAGUUUCCUUUAUUCUUUUAGGUAAGGCAGUUUUUAUGUGUACUUUUAUCUUUGUGACUAUUGAUCAUUUUCCCAUUUCUAGUCUACUAAUUUGCUACUUUAUUUAAAAUUGUAAAAUAUUAGCUUGAUGCUUGUGAAAGAAGUAUAACACAUUGUGUUUGUUAUAUACAUGAGUUUUUAGUUUCUCGAAGAGGAUUUCUACAUAAUUCUAUUUUAAAAGUUUUUUCCCCAGUUUGAUGUGAAUACAAUCGAAUUCUUAGAUGUACUUUUUUUUUUGCUGUCGUCGCACCAAGUAAAUCUUUCGAUUUUUCUUA